GUGACGGUAAUAUAAAAGGUUUUAAAUUUUUUUUCCUAUAUAUAAUAUGUAGAAUGUAUUUUUAGUUCUCAAUCCAAAGGCAGGUCUGAACUCUGAAGAGAACAAUUCACUGAAAAGAAAAGCCCUAAUUAGGAAAAGAAAUUUAGCAAUCAAAGAGGAGAAGAAGAGAUGUCAGAGAAGUUCUCGCCGACGUUGAGGAUUGGAGAUCUCAGCGAUUUCAUAGCACCGUCUCAGGCUUGUGUUGUUUCUUUAAAGGGAUUGAAAUCAACCACUAAGAAACCUGAUAAAUCCCAAGUUUCAAUUGCUAAGCAGCAGCAAACUGAACCUGUUAAAAUCUCUCUCAAGGACUGUUUGGCAUGCAGUGGAUGCAUAACAUCAGCAGAGACCAUUAUGCUAGAGAAGCAAAGUUUAGAUGAAUUCCUUUCUAAUAUUGAUAAAGGAAAAGUGGUUAUUGUCUCUGUGUCUCCACAAUCCAGAGCUUCUCUCGCAGUUCAUUUUGGCAUCUCCCUGCUUCAGGUUUUUAAGAAACUCACUUCAUUUUUUAAGUCUUUGGGUGUAAAGGCUGUAUUUGAUACAAGUUGCAGUAGAGAUUUAACUCUUGUGGAAACUUGUAAUGAGUUCAUUAUGCGCUACAAGCAAAACCAAUCAAAAGAUGAUGAUAGAUCUAAAUCAGCGCUACCUAUGCUUUCAUCAGCGUGUCCAGGUUGGAUAUGUUAUGCUGAAAAACAAUUAGGAUCCUAUAUUCUGCCUUAUAUAUCUUCUGUGAAGAGCCCUCAACAAACAAUUGGAGCUACCAUUAAGCAUCACAUAUGUCAAAAGAUGGGUCUUAGGCCGGACGAGGUUUACCAUGUGACUGUGAUGCCUUGUUAUGAUAAGAAGCUUGAGGCUGCAAGGGAUGACUUUGUUUUUGAAGUGGAAUCCCAGGAAGAAACUAAUGAGAGUGGCAUCAGGAUUACAGAGGUAGAUUCUGUUUUAACAUCCGGAGAAGUUAUAGAUUUAAUAAAGUUGAAAGAGGUAGAUUUUGCAGCCUUAGAAGACCCUCUACUAGAUAGAAUGUUGACAAAUGUUAAUGAAGAGGGGCAUCUUUAUGGAGUAACUGGAAGCUCUGGUGGUUAUGCAGAAACAGUGUUUCGAAAUGCUGCUAAAACACUUUUUGGAAAAGAAAUCAAAGGUCCUUUGGCAUUCAAAACGAUAAGAAAUACAGAUUUCCGUGAACUGACUCUGGAAGUAGAUGGACAAGUUGUGUUGAAAUUUGCACUUUGUUAUGGCUUCCAGAAUCUGCAAAAUAUUGUAAGAAAAGUUAAAAUGCGAAAAUGUGAUUAUCAUUUUGUGGAGGUUAUGGCAUGUCCAUCAGGUUGCUUGAAUGGUGGAGGUCAAAUCAAACCUACUCCAGGGCAAAAUCCAAAGGAUUUGCUUCAGUCAUUAGAAACUGUUUACAUGGAAAAUGUUUUGGUAGCAGAUCCCUUUGAGAACCCUCUUGUUAAAAGUUUAUAUGAUGAGUGGCUUGAAGAACCUGGCUCGGAGAACGCUAAAAGAUUCAUGCACACAGCAUAUCAUCCUAUAGUAAAAAGUGUAACUGCUCAGUUACAUAAUUGGUAAACUGGUCCCUAUUCUGAUUCCACAGAAAAUAUCAGAACUGCCCUUGCCUGCAAUCUUUGGGCUUGUUUUCGUCAAGGUAUUGUUGCAGUCUCACAAGAUAAUGUCCUUCAUCUGUGGUUCAUGGCUUGUUUAUGGGAUUGCAUUGUGCAGUGGAGUUCAAUUUUGGUAGACUAAACAGAUUUGUUAUUGUACCAUGUUCUACUAAUGUAUAUGCUGUAUGCUAGAAGCCUUUUCAGAUAGGAGAAAAAAAUUGGUUGACAUUGUUUCCUGUCACUAUUUUUUCCCCCUUUCCUUCCAGGUUUAAGGAUCCAAAUAAUAUUCCGAAUUCAUGUACAUGCCUUUUUGUCUCAUUUUUGUAUAAUUGAACUGGUCUUCAGGAAUAGCGACCACCUGUUAGUGAAACGAAAUAAUGUUAAUGCCUCAAAUGCCUAAUGAAUGAAUCAAUCAGAAUUUCGAAA
Molecule: messenger RNA, 2057 nt
Organism: Hevea brasiliensis (rubber tree)
Lineage: Eukaryota; Viridiplantae; Streptophyta; Magnoliopsida; Malpighiales; Euphorbiaceae
Product: protein NAR1
Exons: 11
Coding region: 169-1599 (476 amino acids)
Cellular component (GO): cytosol
Molecular function (GO): 4 iron, 4 sulfur cluster binding
Source: RefSeq, a predicted model, not a curated record